This is a messenger RNA of Eimeria tenella, 1355 nucleotides long. RefSeq lists its product as uncharacterized. The transcript has 10 exons. NCBI's taxonomy places the organism in Eukaryota, Apicomplexa, Conoidasida, Eucoccidiorida, Eimeriidae. The annotation marks the transcript as partial. The record is from RefSeq and is a predicted model, not a curated record.
CAGCAGCAGCAGCAGACGCAGAUGUCCCUGAGGAAAGAGAGUCUUGCAGCGCAGCAGGAGGCCGACAGCAAACUCUUCAACCCCCAGCUCCUUGCGGCCGCUUCUUCUCCCGCACGGCCAGCGUCGACACUUCUGAUGACAAAGAGACCACUGCAGGUAUUCCAGAAGAUUUGCAAACAGAUCCGUCGAUGGUACUGUCAACUGCCCUGGACAAGCUGGCGAAGCUCCGCGGGAAGCUCGAUACACUGCAUCAGCAGCUGGAAGUGCAGUCACACGAAGUUUCAAGCUACUACAGCGCAUUGAAAGCAGCGGAUCAAGUCCACAGCUCGCUGCAGCAGACAGCUGCGGACUGCCGUGUCUGCUACGGAAGGCGGCACACGCAAAUGCAAGAAGUGGAAAAACGCCUAAGUGUCUUAACGGCCCAAGACCUGCAGCCGUGUUCUGUGGACGAGCUCGAAGAACUUGCACAAGAACUCGAAGGAACCCAGUACAAGCUGACAGUCGUUCAGGCCCAGCGGGCGGGCCGCUCUUCGGAAGACAGCCGCAAAAAGCCGAAGCAGCUUUUGCCCUACUCUUCGAAUUGCCUUCCUGAGCCGAAGUCCUCUUUUGCAAUUCCUGAAGAGCCCGUGGCGAGGAUUGGCCCCGACGAAUGCGUUGCAGUUCAAGAGUCCGCUUUGCAAGAAAUAAAAGCUCUUGGCGACGACUUGGAGCACAUUCGCGCGGUGCACUGUCAGUACAAGAAGGCAUACAAGAAGUUGCAGGGAAUUAUGACUCAACAAGUCAACAGCUAUGAUGUUGAUCUCCAAAGACUUAUUGCAAUUGAAAGAAAUCUCGAAGACAAACUUCGCCGGCUGCUGUUUCUGAACGGAGACGCGAACUACGCGGAGCUCUCGGACACGCAAAUGCAAGAAUAUUUCCGAAUUGUGAACUUGUCCAUCCGCAAAGUUUACCGGGAAAUUGCGCUGAGGGAGUCGGGAGAUCGCCGCCAAAAUGAGCCACGCACAAGCGGACAACACAAUGGGCCAGUUUGCGAGCGCGCAAGAAGCCGCGGGUGCAGCCGAGAGGCGCAGCAGAACGAACUCGGCGGGACGCGGCGGCAGAGUACAGACACCGCAACUCGCCAAGUUUCCUCUCCGCGCAGCCAAGGACUCAGCAGCAGUUCAUUAAAUUGCGAAGGCAGGCGCAGCGGCUUCAACUCUGUUCAUGUUCCGUUUGUUGCAGGCAGCAAGACCAGCAGCAUCGCUGCGCAGCGCAUGCUGCAGCAGAACAGCCGCUUCGCGCCGCAGCAGGGGUCCAGCGAGCGCGGGCGAUUUGCCGGGCCGGAGGAGCAGCAGCAGCCCUCGGGGUUUAUUUAA